Molecule: messenger RNA, 1371 nt
Organism: Gilbertella persicaria
Lineage: Eukaryota; Fungi; Mucoromycota; Mucoromycetes; Mucorales; Choanephoraceae
Product: hemolysin-III related-domain-containing protein
Exons: 2
Coding region: 1-1371 (456 amino acids)
Cellular component (GO): membrane
Molecular function (GO): signaling receptor activity
Source: RefSeq, a predicted model, not a curated record
AUGGAGAACUUACUGACUAUUCAACCUCAAUCUGUACUCUACAAUGAUGAUGUUGAUAUUGAAGAUUUUUUUCAAAAUAGUCUUGAACCCUUAAUGAAAAAAUUCAAGCUUCGACUUGCUCAAUUUGAACAUGUCGUCAACCAUGAAUGUCUUCACCAAUAUUCUAAAAUUCAAAAAGCAUAUCAUUUACUCGAUGAUCUCGGCCAAGAAUGGCAAGAGCGACGUGAACAAGCACUCGAAUUUCAACAAAAAUUAGUACAGGACCCUAUCAUGACACCGCCUGAUUUAUUGAGUGCCAUGAUGGAAUUAUCCAAAAAAUACCAUGAACUUGAAGAGAAUCUCAAUAACAGUGAAAUGAUAGAAAAUACGAUUGAUGCCUUCAUGGCUACAAUGGAAGAAUUAGACACCAAGAUUGCAAAUGCACUCGGUCGUGCUGAUAGAAUGCGAGAACGAGUCGAAGAAAAGAUUUUAGAAGUCGCUGGUGCAGCCAAUGAAAAACUAGACAAACUCAAGUAUGCAAUGUCGUUUGGCACCAACCGUUUGUUAAUGUACGACGAACUGCCUGGUCCUUGGCAAAAUAAUCAAUACAUCCGAACGGGUUACCGCUUUUUGGGUUCAGCAGCUGAUUGUUGGUACUCACUCUUUUAUUUUCAUAAUGAAACAGGCAAUAUCUGGACUCAUCUAUUGGGUUUUGUUGCACUGUUCAGCAUUGGUAUCUAUGAACUCUUCUUUUCUGAACUGAUGGCCAGUAUCCCACUCAAAGACCGUCUUGUGUUUCUGGUCUUCUUUUUAGCUGCUUGUAAAUGUCUGAUGUGUUCUACUGUGUGGCAUACACUCUCUGGUAUCAAUAACCUAAAGGUAUACAAACAAGUCGCCUGUCUAGAUUAUGUUGGUAUCUCUGUUUUGAUCUGUGCCAGUAUCAUUCUAUGCGAAUACUAUGGUUUUUAUUGUGACGAUGCUAUCCGAAAUACGUAUAUCUCAUUCACUUCCACAUUGGCUGUCAUUGGUGUCAGCAUGCCGUUUCAAGAAUGGUUUGAUAAACAUGAACGCAGGUGGCUUCGGAUUGCCUUUUUUAUCGCAUUAGCCUCAUCAGGUGUCUUUGUGAUUGCUCACUUGACUGUGGUGCGUGGAGUCCAGGCAACAUUCAGUUGGUUGACACCUGUGUUUAAAUCGAUUCUUUGCUAUUUAGCAGGUGUGAUUGUCUAUGGCAACCAAUUCCCCGAAAAAUUCUGGCCAGGCAAAUUUGACCAUUUAGGCCAUUCGCAUCAAUUCUGGCAUCUUUUUGUUUGUGGCGGUAUCUGGUUCCAUUAUCAGGCCGCACUUGAAUUUGCCUUUCAACGAGAAGUGUUUGGCCAAUGUUUGUUGAGUUAA